Felis catus (domestic cat) is the source of this 783-nucleotide messenger RNA. RefSeq names its product 10 kDa heat shock protein, mitochondrial-like. The record is from RefSeq and is a predicted model, not a curated record. The coding region runs from base 1 to 309 and encodes 102 amino acids. Gene Ontology annotation, molecular function: ATP binding; protein folding chaperone; metal ion binding. Lineage: Eukaryota; Metazoa; Chordata; Mammalia; Carnivora; Felidae. The transcript has a single exon. Gene Ontology annotation, cellular component: mitochondrial matrix.
AUGACAGGACAGGCGUUUAGAAAGUUUACUUCCCUCUUUGACCAAUUUUUAGUUGAAAAGAGUGCAGCUGAAACUGUUACCAAAGGAGGCAUUAUGCUUCCAGAAAAAUCUCAAGGAAAAGUAUUGCAAGCAACAGUAGUAACUGUUGAACCAGGCUCCAAAAGAAAGGGUGGAGAGAUUCAGCCAGUUAGCGUGAAAGUUGGAGAUAAAGUUCUUUUGCCAGAAUAUGGAGGCACCAAAGUAGUUCUAGAUGACAAGGACUAUUUCUUACUUAGAGAUGGCGACAUUCUCGGAAAGUAUGUAGAUUGAAAUAAAUCAUUAUUGAAUGGCAUCACAUGAAGCUGCCCAUUCCACUGAGGCUGUGAAAUCUUUCAUCAUGUAAAUAAUUCUCAUGCCUCCUUUAUAAUAAAUGAAUGGUAUCCAAACUAAGCAAAAAAACAAACAAAAACCAGGUUUACAAAUAGUGCAAAUCAGGGUGUGAUUAGUGCAAUGGUAUUCUAGAGAAGGGAGGCUGCUAUUAGCCAUGUGGGAACAGAACAUAACAGGACACUUAUUUUUGCAAAAAGAAAAUGACAAUAAACAAUGACACAGUAGUAAAGACAGUGGGGUAUGGAAAACCAUAGGACUACAGAUCAAGAAAUCCUCUCCAUGUGAUCCUGGCCAAAUCGCUUUCACUUCUGGGGGCUCUUUAUCCCCCCCCUUUUUUUUUAGACAGAGACAGCACAAGUGGGGAAGGGGCAGAGAGAGGGAGGGAGAGAAUCCCGACCAAGCAGGCUCCACACU